AUGGCAGCCAUACCCUUCCCAUUCUCUUUCCCUCAGGGACUUACCUCACCCCAACCAUUCAAAAUUGCUGUUGACCCAGCCUUCAUCCAACAAACUCAGGUCAAGGUCAAGAGCUGGCGCUCGCCUGUCGGAUUCAGUACGAACUGGACGAAUGAAGGAGUCUCUCCAGAUAUCCUCCAAGACGUGGCCCAAUACUGGGGUAGCGAAUAUGAUUGGUCAUCUAUUGAAGCUCGGCUGAAUCGCGAGAACAACCACUAUGCAACUUCCAUCACAAUCAAUGGAAGCUACGAGGACUCAGUUCCACUCCAUUUCGUCCACCAACAGUCCGACGACCCUGAUGCCAUUCCCCUCCUUCUUCUCCAUGGCUGGCCUUCAAGUCACCUAGAGUGGUCCAAGGUCAUCGCCCCAUUGGUCAACCAUGCCGACACACCUUUCCAUGUUGUUGCUCCUGAUCUUCCAGGAUUUGGCUUUAGUCCAGCCCCGACACAGGCUGGCCUUGGACCUCAUGAAAAUGCGCAAGUCAUGGAUGGUCUCAUGAAGCAGCUUGGAUACUCUCGAUAUGGCAUUGUCAGUACCGACUUGGGCUGGCAGGUCGCUAUGUGGUUGGUCAGAGAUUCGCCAUCAAGCGUUAUCAGCCAUAUAACGGACUUCUUUGCUGUGCAGGCAACACCCGAUGACCUCAAUCGCCUGGCUCAGAACCAGACAACCAAAGAUGAAGAAGCUUACAUAGCAUCUAACAGCAUAUGGUACUCAGCUCACUCAGCAUAUUCUACCGUCCAAAGCCAAAAGCCUUUGGCCUUGUCUUUUUCCUUUACAGACAGCCCCGUCGGCUUUCUUGGCUGGAUGUGGGAUCUUGUGCACGCGGUAUCUGAUGGUUACAGCUACAGUUACGAAGAGCUGAUCACCGAUGCAAUGAUGCUGUUUAUUCCUGGACCAUACAGUAACAUUCGGGCUUACCUUGAAGCGUACAAGCCCGGCUUGUUAGACUUUCCUAAGAGUGACAUUCCCACGGGUGUUACAGAAUGGAAUAAUUCAAAUGGGCCAUUCCCUGAGCUGGGUCCGUUUCAGUUCACACCUCGAAGCUGGAUUGAGAGGAGCACAAAUCUUGUCUACUUCAAACGACAUAGCUCUGGGGGGCAUUUUCCAGCAGUAUCACAGCCUAAAGAAUGGGUCGAAGAUGUACUGAACUUUUUCUUGGCAAUUCUUCAGAAGGACUAG
This is a messenger RNA of Fusarium sp. VM40, 1218 nucleotides long. The record is from the annotation of a GenBank genome assembly. NCBI's taxonomy places the organism in Eukaryota, Fungi, Ascomycota, Sordariomycetes, Hypocreales, Nectriaceae.